AAAAAAAAAAGGAAGAAGAAGAAGAAGAAGGAGAAGGAGGAAGAAAUUUCUCUUGCAUUAUGAGCUCUCGCUCUCUCCUCAUCUCCAGUCUGCGAAAUUCUUCAGGACCCAGAACGAUCAACAGAUUCUUCUCCAUCUCUGUUUGACCGUUGACGUGAAAUAUUUGUGCUAAAAUAUUAAACAUGAGCCAAAGGAUGCCUUAUGCAAGUCAGAUUGUCGACUUGCAAAUGGAGCGAGGAGUCUCAAGCUACGCACAUCAAGAGCCCAGCAUUCUCAUGGGGGGUACCUGGCAAUCUAACAUGCACUCUGCCACAGCUUCAGGGGUCAGAAAUAGCAUAAAUCUCAAUCAGUUAGCGGAUGGACAUGACAGUUCUGCGUUGUAUCAGAUGGUGCCAUAUGAUGGCGUUCAAAAUCAUGCCGCAAGAUUUGAUAUGGGCACUUCAAUGUCUUCGAUUGUCUAUUAUCCAUAUGUAGCCCCUUUAGCUGUUCCCAGAGUAUCCGCUGUUCCCAUGAAUUAUGGGUCGUCCGAACAGUUGAUAUCCUUCAGCAAUUCUGGGUUCAUUGGAGGUUCAUCUGACGAGUAUGGAAGGAGCCACUAUAAGGAUCAUUUCGAAGGUUCAUACAAGAGAAAGAACGCCGAAAGCACAAGCGCUUCUUUCGCUGCUCCUGUAGAUAUGAGGACUGAUGGUGGGACCAUCAUGGAUCCUCCACCUCACGCAUUGCCUGGGUAUAGAGAAAAUGAUGGUCCUUCAGUCAUGGAUGAUGGAUUUGACAGGAGCGUGAGAGUAAGAUCAGGUGCUCUUGGGAUAAACUCUAUUUAUCCACAUAAUGGUAGCAAUCUUGUGCCAGGAAGUUUUGUUGCACGGUCUAUUCAGCCAACGGGUGCUUUUUCGUUUGACCAACCACCUAGAAGUAAUGCCCUUGCUGGAGGUGCUGUGGCUUGGAAUCAGGCCCCUGUAAUUCCUUAUAUGCAUGCAGGCCCUGUGGAUGGAAUUCCUCUAGAAGUUGGCCACAUGGGUGUGCGAGGACCUCAUGAGACAGACAGAGAAAGAAGGGGCCUAAAUUUCCUGCAUUCUUCACACUUCGGCUACAUGGGCUAUAAUAACGUUCACCACCAAGUGCCUCAUGUGCAUGGAGUCAGAGAUCAUAAUGCCCCAUUUUCCCCUCAAGUUCCAGCAGCUUCAUUUCCAGUUCCACACAGUGCCAUGAACAUCCAUGGAGACGGUGUUAGGGGCCCUAGACAUGUGGGAUCUUUUGCAUCGCCUGGAUUCAGGAUGUACCAACCUCUCGUUGAGGGAAUAGCUCCUGAGACGAACCCAAUACAUUGCAAUGUUCCCCAGCUGAGAAUUUUGCCCGCUGAUGAAGUUGCGAUACUGGAUCUUCCUGAUUACUACAGAGUAGGGAAUCACAUUGACCAUCACAGGGACAUGCGCAUGGAUAUAGAGGACAUGUCUUAUGAGGAGCUCCUUGCAUUGGGGGAGCGGAUUGGCAGUGUAAAUACCGGGUUGUCUGAGGAAACAUUAAGCAGUCAGCUAAAAACGAGAAGACAUUUGUUGCCUUCGAUCUCUAUUAAUCUAGAAGAGGUGCCGAGUUUGGAGAAGGAAGCAGCUUCUUGCAUCAUAUGCCAGGAUGCUUAUGAGCAGCGAGAUCUUAUAGGCACUCUUGAUUGUGGGCACGAGUAUCACGCUGAUUGCUUGAAGAGGUGGCUCCUUGUGAAGAAUGUUUGCCCCGUAUGCAAAUCCGAAGCGCUGCCCAUGGAGAAAACGGGAUUGUAGGUGGAUGGUGACAUCAAUAUCGCCAUAUAAGAUUUGGUGAAACUCACCAUUUUAUUCCUUCAUAAGAGAGGAAAAGUACUAAUUCAUAAUUUGGAUGUUGGCCGUGUAAUUCAUUUGUGUACUUGUAGAUAUUCCGCUAACGAUAUUUGUUGCCUUCCGUUCCGGAUGAUCUACCGAUCCCACGCUCCCAAACUAAUUUUUUGCAUCCUCGUAAUGGGGAUGCUUUCACCCUGUUAAUGAGACUUGUACAGACUUGUAUAAUGUGCAUGUGUUUUUUGCAUUUAUGUUAGUGGAUACUGUUUGCAAAACAUGGCACCUACUUGUCGUUG
Rhodamnia argentea is the source of this 2104-nucleotide messenger RNA. Its product is annotated as probable E3 ubiquitin-protein ligase ZFP1. Gene Ontology annotation, molecular function: ubiquitin protein ligase activity. The transcript has 6 exons. The record is from RefSeq and is a predicted model, not a curated record. NCBI's taxonomy places the organism in Eukaryota, Viridiplantae, Streptophyta, Magnoliopsida, Myrtales, Myrtaceae. Bases 183 to 1775 code for a protein of 530 amino acids. Gene Ontology annotation, cellular component: nucleus.